AUGGACAGCAUCAAGAACACCAGCAACUUCAACACCAUGAACAACAACACGAAGGACAACAACGACGACUUCAUCAGCAUGGCAGCGCACGUGACGGACGAGUCCAUCUGCAAGGGCGCAGGAGAGCUGAACCUUGUGUACCAAGCAGCAGCGCGGAACCUUCGCGAGUUCCGCCGCGUCCCCUCCUUGACAGCGGGCGGCCUGGAGAAGACCAUGGCCCUGCUUCAGCUCCGCCCCGCCCGUCUCGUGGCGCAGGGCCUCGCCCCAAGGGAUCUCCUGAAGGGACAUUCAGUACCUGAUGCUGACGCCGACAGCAGCAGCGGAUCGGAAGUCGAGCCAGAGCAAGCGGACAGCCAAAUCUUCGACGACUCGAACAGCAGCGACACCGAGAACGUCAACAUCGCCACGCAGGACGGCAUCGAGGCCGGAGCCAGCAAGCAUCCCAUCCACGCGGUCUUUGUCGCCGCAGCGUCGAUCUCCGGCCCCGUGAAACCAGGCCGUUACUCCGUGCGGUUGGGGUAGGACCUCACCGCCUGGUCAAGCUCGGACUCGUUCAACGCGAAGAGCUUCGGCGGUCCAGGCCUGGCGGCAGGCGGGGUGGCCCUCCUCCGCACCACCCGCACGCCGGUCGCCCAGGAGGUCGUGGCCACCACCACCGCGGCGGCGGAGGAAGAAGAGCAGGCAGGCCUCACGGCCCCUCUCCGCAUGGUCCUCCGCCGCACCUCCGAAGGGGUCUUGCCCACGAUGAUUACCGCCGGUCGUCAAGUCCCACCCACGGACCUCCGCCUCGACCGUUCGAACAGUCCGGUCGCAGGCGCGGAAAACAAAAACAAGAGCACCCUUUCCCCGGGGCAUCCCACGGCCCUCAGCGCCACCCUCACCACGGACCCGGCAACCACUACUACGGAAGGCACCCAACCCCCCGCACCUUGGUGGACAACGCGGUCCUCACCGCCACGACGGCAUGUCCCUGCAACACGAAGUGCACCCUCACCACGGCCCGCCCGCCGGCAUGCGUUGCGAGGGAUUCGGUGACGCCCGGCAGCAGCAGCAGCAGCAGCAGCAGCAUGGACGCAUGGCGGCGCGCCCUCCUCGCCUGGACCCCCGCCAUGAGCGCCCCCUUCCCGCGCCGACGAUGCAGACAGCGGCCUACUGAAAAAGCGAGCACCACCACCAUCAUCUACCGCUGGUUGAUGAUCGGCAUGUUGCUCUAGAAGCGAAGACGUCAGCAGCAUCUACCAUAGUGUAGAUGGAGUGGUCCGGUGAAAGACCGAGAGGCGGUUUUACCUCAUCUUUUGGCGUGCUUUGAUCUAUAUUUGUUCAUUUAAUGGCAAUUGGGCAGAAGCCUCUCUCGGGAAAACUGAUACGAGGGACGAAGGAAGUACUUGGACGCACCCACGGGUGGUGCGGUGCGUUCGGAAGGCUUCUGCGCUUAUGCAGCUUUGUGUGUACUUGGUGUGUGUGCGUGUUUGGAGUUGCACCGUGUGUAGUGUGUACAUGCGGGAUGACGGUAGAAAUAUGCCCCUACAAGUACGUAUGCUUCAUAUGUUGCGGUAAGGUGGAGACUGCUGUGUUGUCGUCGCCGGUGGCAGGCAUCUUGAGCUUUCGUCCAACACUGGGAUGUCUUUUUGAUUUGAGCGUUGCCAACAACGUGGUGCAGCGAGGAGGAAGGGGGGGCGUACGCGCCCGGGUGAUGGAUUGCCCUGGACCAAUGAUUUUCCGGAGAGGGGUUGGUUGUAGCGGCGGGAGAAACGUGCCACGAAUGACCGAAUGGAAUAUUAAUGGUACCUUUCUUUCUCUCGUUUUUUUUUCUUAUAAAUAGCAAGCGACGUUGUUGGUGAGAGAGGCAGUGUGUGUGGUGAGUGAAACGGAGGCCAUCUCGGAGCCGCAAAAUAGUUGAUUCCUGUUGGUGUUUCGCGUCUUGUUGGAAUGUGUGUGUGUCGCCCAAGCCGUGUUCAACGAUAGUGGACAAUGCAAGCGGGAGCACGCGGAAGAAGUAAUACACUCACACGGAAGCGU
This is a messenger RNA of Ectocarpus siliculosus, 2019 nucleotides long. The record is from the annotation of a GenBank genome assembly. Lineage: Eukaryota; Phaeophyceae; Ectocarpales; Ectocarpaceae.